AUGGAUGGCGCUGGUGGUAAUCCAACGGAUGGAGCUGGUGGUUUUGAUCCAUGUGAAUGCAUAAUGAGUCACGAGCACACUAUGAACCGUUUGACUAGUAUGCUUCGCAAUGCGCAAACAACAUGUACUGAUACGGAAUGCUUUACUGGUCCAUUACCUGGCCAACCCAAUGCCGAUGUUGGUAGUACAGGGAUGACUAAUAUGUAUUUAAUGAUUGGUAUAUGGCUUGCUAUUGCUUUUUUACUGUUCAUAUUUCGUCCACGUACUCUUCGAAGCAAUCGUGAUAAUCUAGGGAAACCAAAUAAUCAAGGUCCACGACGUGACAAUCGAGAGCCACCACCACCACCAGAAGUAGAUUAA
Rotaria socialis is the source of this 360-nucleotide messenger RNA. The record is from the annotation of a GenBank genome assembly. Lineage: Eukaryota; Metazoa; Rotifera; Eurotatoria; Philodinida; Philodinidae.